AUGAAGUUGCUCAACCUUUUUGCCAUCAUUUUGGCAAGCAACACCGUGAAUUGCAAGGAUAAGGAUAACAGUCUUACAGCCCAGACAGCUACUGGCACCUUUACUGGACUAAUUGAUCCUGCCUUUCCCCACACUCGACAAUGGCGCUCUAUCCCCUUUGCUGAGCCACCUGUCUCGUCUCUUCGGUGGCUGCCACCGCAAAAGCUAUCACCAAAUCCGACGCGACAUAGACACUCUACCAAGUUUCCGCCAUCAUGCCCCCAAUUUGUAUCUGGUGUCGAGUCUUACUGGAACACACCUUUGACUAGAGGCAAUCUGAUCUAUAACGGCGCUCAGAAUGAUACCUCCGGUCUUGUGGGGGAAGCCACGUCAGAGGAUUGUCUUCAUCUGGCUAUAUGGAGCCCUUCCAGUGAACCACCUGAAGGAGGCUUUCCUGUUGCAUUUUUCAUGACUGGUGGUGGCUUCGUCCAGGGUGGUGUCGAUCUACCCUGGCAGAAUCCGGAGUCUUGGGUUGAGCGAUCUCAGUCUCACAUUGUCGUCAGUAUCAACUAUCGUGUUGGGAUUUUCGGCUUUCCCAAUGCCCGCGGGCUUGUCGAUGGUCAACAGAACUUGGGAAUCCUUGACCAGCGCGCUGCCCUCGAGUGGGUUCACGAGAACAUAGCUGCCUUUGGAGGAAAUCCUGAGCGCAUUACAAAUUGGGGCCGAUCAGCAGGCGGCAUGAGCGCUGAUAUACACGCCUUUGCAUGGCACGAAGAUCCCAUCGCCCAGGCAUAUUACGCAGAGUCCGGUGUUGCGAUGAGUAUCAACGCAGUGCUUCAAGUGAACGACUCGACAUAUUCCAACUUUAGCUUCGUUGCUCAGCAUGUUGGAUGCGAUGCUCCUUGUGGCACUGAUUGUAAUGACGAAGAUGGUCUGGCAGAGCUUGACUGCAUGCGCCAGGUCUCCAUGGCCCAAAUUGUGAACUUUGUCGGUCAAUAUGGAGACAGAGGGGAAACUCCACCGUUGAGCUUCAGUCUGAUUGUCGACGAUCAAGUAUUUUUCUCCGAUUAUCAUGCGCGAGCAAGAGCAGGCAAGAUCGCACGCCGUCCAAUCAUGCUUUCCAUGACAUCAAAUGAGUUCUCAAGUUUAAUGCCCUGGCCACUUGGGAACCUCACAGAAGGCCCAGACCAGAAUGUUGUCGACGCGGCUACGAUUCCGUUUGCUGUGUGUUCUGUGUUGAACACGACUACCUACAGAAACAAGCUGGACAUACCCGUCUUCAGGUUCCAGUACGCAGCCGAGUUUCCAAAUUUGAAUAAGUAUAAAUGGUUAGGCGCAUAUCAUAAUGCCGAAACACCUCUUAUCUUCGGAACUUAUGGGCUUCUGGAUCAUGUUGCGAACACGACACAGUAUCAAAUCGACGUAAGCCAUUCAAUGCAAGAUCACAUUCUUGCUUUUUUCAAGGAUCCAUACAACGGACCACAGGAGUUAGGAUGGAAACCUAUGACUACUAGCGAGAAAGAUGGCGGGUUUCUGUUGAGAUUCGGGGGCUCUAGUGGGAAGGUGGUUGAAGGCAUCCGCGGCGUCGAAGUUGAUGGGGUCUGCUCUGGAAUCGAUGAGUAUGUACCGUUUCCUUGA
This is a messenger RNA of Fusarium poae, 1617 nucleotides long. RefSeq lists its product as uncharacterized. The record is from RefSeq and is a predicted model, not a curated record. Bases 1 to 1617 code for a protein of 538 amino acids. NCBI's taxonomy places the organism in Eukaryota, Fungi, Ascomycota, Sordariomycetes, Hypocreales, Nectriaceae. The transcript has a single exon.